AUGGGAAAGUCACAAAAGCAACGCCAGAUGCGGCGCCAUAAUCCUAUGCGGGUCCCGGACUCGCAUCUACCAAAAGGGCUAGACUCUGCAACUGCGUCGUCCUCUAAGAAAGAAGCAAUUCUGCCUAUCAUUCAGAAGAUGGAAAGUCUCGAUGCGUCUGAGCGGAAAUGGGCUUGUGUCGCUGUCUCCAAUCUCAUUCAAAACGAUCCUUCGACAAGGAGGUUGUUGCAAGGCAAAAAUGUCGUAGGCGCGUUGAUCACGCGCCUCACAGACAGUGAGGAGGAAGUGGUCAUUGAAGCAGCGGGUGCAUUGCGCAAUUUGUGCAUAGACGGUGGCUUCGACAUUUGUGCAGAGAUGUACAACAAAAAUAUACUCGCGCCUCUUAUGACGUUCAUUCCCAAGAUCUCGGGGACACUGUCUCAAUUCCUGUCCUCUCCCAAGAAUGCCCCCGAGAACGCACAAAGGGUCGUCUACGAUUUUGCUGACAAUGUCAUUACCAUAUUGUGGUGCCUGUCAGAGACUUCGAACAAAGCCAUGAAUUCCAUCAAUCAAAUACCUUUGAUACCCUUCCUGAUGUCAUUCCUCGCGUCAAGAGACAAGUUGCCUGUGUUGACAGUGACGUCUGCAGCCCAAUGUCUAUAUGUCUUGACAGACGAGAACGUGCCUAUGAUUCAAGAACUGCGAUCGAACGCAGCGUAUACCGCUUGCCUUCUAUCUGUCGUGCAGAGCGAUGAGCCAAUACCUCAUGUGAAUGGCAAAAACAAAGCGGUGCCCGACGAUCGAGCGCUGACAUUCCGCGUAUUAUGCUGUGGUGUAAUGAGAAAUAUCUCACCAAUCCCUCCACCUUCUGUUGCGGCAACAGUGGACCUCGACCGCGAUAUCAUUUUACCUACACUAGAACCAGUGCUAUCGCUAGUGUCACUACCAGACGCGGCGCAGCUCGCCAAGGAGCUCAUAGCACAAGAGGACUCCAUCCCGCAGCUGGAGAGGCUGUCGCUGAAAAACAAACCAAAAACUGACCACAAAACACCCUCCGAAUUGGAGCUCGAGCGCUUGGAAACGAAAUUGCGCACUGUUCAGUUGGCAUUAGAAAUCCUCACCGGGCUCUGCGCGACUUUGCCGGACCCCGAGGCCCCUGUUCCAGAUGAAGGCGCAGCGGGCGGCAAUGACGAAGAUGAGGAUGAAGAUAUGGAAGGAGAACCCGACAUCGACAUGGCGCUUGAACAGGAAUCAUCCACUAAUCAGGCCGCACCCACCAAGCCAACAUUCUUCCGGAGUCUGAUAUCUCCUCUGCUAGCGCUUAUUCAACCAACGAUUCUAUCCUUCUCCCCUCCUGACGGCCCAUCGCCUCAUCCACCAACCACAUCCGCGCUCAGCGCCAUCCACAUAAGCGCGUUCGAAUGUCUCAACAACACGUUCUUGUCCCUGCGGCACGCAUCGUCGUCCAGCGGGAGUUACAUCCCUAAUUCUGACGCCGACAGUGUUAACAAGAUCUGGAACGAAAUCUGGCGUGCGCUCGGUGUCGUGGGCACGGAUGUCGACAUACCCGGGCAGGAGCGGCGAAAACAAAUGUGGGAGAUCGGGGUCGGUGUACUCUGGGGCGUGGCGAAUAUGUGGAAGGGCGCUCUCGUGCCAGACGAAACACAAGUGCAGGUCCUGAUGCAGCUCUGCAACGCUACAACGGAUCAUAGCGUCAAGGUAAAAUGCAUUGGCACGCUGGAGUGUUUGGCGCAGCACCCAGAGUCUGUCGACGCUAACAGGGUGAUUGCGAAUUACCUGCUUUCCUUGCUCCCCCCUUCAGCCGCUAAUCCGACACCUACGGAGCCUCUUCUGCAAGCGGUUUCGGCGCUUAUUGACAUAUACUCAGACGAGGGCCUGCCGUACGACAUCAAUUUCCGACAAGGCCGAUACCUUGAGGUCCUUAUCGCAAGCGUCGAAGGCGUGCGGAAGGCGGUGCGUGGUAUUGACAAGAAGAGAGAGCGAGAGCUCAGGGUGCGGGGCGAAGAAGUACGGGAUAACCUCAUCGCCUUCAUCCAAUAUCGAAGGGGUCUAGGCGUUUGAGUUUGAAUUCACUGCGUCUUUGAGCCGAAGCUAGCAAUAUGUUGUAGCGUCCGGCAGAGAUGUGUAAUACAGCGCCAUACCCCCAUCGUUGGGCGGCUUUUCCAUCUGUAUCAAUCUCGCGUAGGAUAGCGGUUUACAGUCAUGUCAUCUAUGUCCUUGGCAGAACCUGGUAUCUGCCACGGUGAUUGUCGU
This is a messenger RNA of Postia placenta MAD-698-R-SB12, 2253 nucleotides long. RefSeq lists its product as hypothetical. The record is from RefSeq and is a predicted model, not a curated record. Bases 1 to 2061 code for a protein of 686 amino acids. The transcript has 10 exons. Gene Ontology annotation, biological process: ribosomal large subunit biogenesis; protein import into nucleus. Lineage: Eukaryota; Fungi; Basidiomycota; Agaricomycetes; Polyporales; Adustoporiaceae.